UAGGACAACUUAAGCGAAUCAAAAUGGUGCCUAUAUUUGACUGGGCUGUUUUUUAUUUCAUUAUAACAUUAAGCAUGAUACCAGUGACAGAAGGAGCGUGGAGUCACUCUGAUGUCCAUACAAUACGCGGGACUAUACUCGCUACCGCCACGUAUCAUAAAUUGAUCCGCCCCUCGGAGACAACGAACGUCAACGUUUCACUGAAUCUCCUAACGAUCAAUAAUUUAGAAGUAAAGACACAAACGUUGUCCACUACAGGAUGGUUGACUAUUGAAUGGGUUGAUAACCGGUUGACAUGGAACUCAGGCACGUACCCGGAUGUGACACAUGUGUACUCACUAGAUUCCGAAGUUUGGAAACCAGAACUGUUCAUCGAUAACUCUCUUGCUGAUGUAUCAAUAUUGGUAGACGAUAAUGUUAUGUUUAAAAUAAGUCGUGAUGGUGUGGUGGAGUGGAAACUACCUCGGAUCUUCACUACAUUUUGUAACGUUGACGUCACGUAUUAUCCAUUUGAUACCCAAAACUGUGUCAUAGAAAUUACUAGCUGGGCGUACACUAUCGAUGAGUUGGUCAUGAAUUCUUCUAGGAGCUCUGUAAACAUUGAGGACAUCAAACCACAUGGUGAGUGGAGUAUUCUCUCGUCAUCUGUCGCAGAAAAGGAAUUGCAAGAAACAAAAGUAAAUGGUGACGUGGAAAAGUAUUCACAGUUACACUUCAGCAUAAAAAUGCAACGGAAGUCCAAUUACUACAUAUCCAGUGUGCUGCUUCCAAUUUUAUUGACCUCGUAUUUAAACAAUUUUGUCUUCAUUCUUCCGGUUGAUUCAGGAGAAAAGGUUGGUUUUAUACUUACCGUUCUUUUGGCCUUAGCGGUUCUCCUUACUCUGGUCAGUGACAGUAUACCAUCUACGUCCAUCAACACUAGUGUUUUAUCUGUCUAUCUUGCCGUUACCCUUUGCCUGGGAGUUCUGUGUUGUUUACUGACCGUCCUAGUUAUAAGGAUUCACUUUAAGGACCCAGAUACACCUGUCUCAGCCUGGUGGAAGUCCCUCCACGAUAAACUACUUGUGCCUUUUUCUUGUUGGAACGGUUGUCUUUGUCGGUGUAGGAAAGACAAAAACAAUGUAAAACCGACAGUUCCCAAUAAUGAAGUGGUUGUCGUAAAUUAUGAGGAUGGUAAGGAUGAUACGACUACCGUCGAUGAAUCUGGUACUUCCGGUGAAUUAAAAUGGACGGAAUUGUCUGCUGUCUUAGAUCAUUUUUUCCUGAUUGUAAUGGUUAUAAUUACAACAAUAUCAUCCAUCAUAUUUAUGAUAUCACUGGCAGCUGGAGGCAAAAUCAACACAUAACCGAAUUCAUACCGGUAAUAAUCAUGGCAUCCAUUUUUUAAGUAUAGUUUUGUAGAAAUGACUUUAGUGGGGAAAAUCUUCUUAAGGCUGAUUCCCAGAUUUUAUUUCCUAUAGUACCAUUGUCAUUUUUUCUACAAUGUCAUUUUUCGCAUCUGCGAAGCUUCUUCAAUAUAGUCUUUUUGUUCAAUCUUUGCAGGGUGAAUUUUGAUAAAUGUUUAAAUUGUCAUCUGCAAAAGAGUAACUAGAAUUGAAUAUUAAACUCUGUAACCUUUUCGAAAUUAGUUUAUAAUACGUGUCUUUGUAAAACUUCAAAUAUUUACAGUAUUUUCUUUUGUACCUUGAUCUCAAAUGGAGAAAACUAUUAUAAGUCCUUGGCCGGCUGUU
Messenger RNA from Saccostrea cuccullata (small rock oyster), 1730 nucleotides. RefSeq names its product acetylcholine receptor subunit alpha-L1-like. Bases 24 to 1346 code for a protein of 440 amino acids. Gene Ontology annotation, molecular function: transmembrane signaling receptor activity; excitatory extracellular ligand-gated monoatomic ion channel activity; transmitter-gated monoatomic ion channel activity involved in regulation of postsynaptic membrane potential. The transcript has 8 exons. Gene Ontology annotation, biological process: nervous system process; monoatomic ion transmembrane transport; chemical synaptic transmission. Gene Ontology annotation, cellular component: neuron projection; synapse; plasma membrane. NCBI's taxonomy places the organism in Eukaryota, Metazoa, Mollusca, Bivalvia, Ostreida, Ostreidae. The record is from RefSeq and is a predicted model, not a curated record.